AUGUCCGACAGAAAGGCAGUGAUUAAAAAUGCAGACAUGUCGGAGGACAUGCAGCAGGACGCCGUGGAGUGUGCCACACAGGCCUUGGAGAAGUACAACAUCGAGAAAGACAUUGCGGCGUAUAUCAAAAAGGAGUUCGACAAGAAAUACAACCCGACUUGGCACUGCAUUGUCGGGAGGAACUUUGGCAGCUACGUGAGUCACGAAACCCAGCAUUUCAUUUACUUCUACCUGGGUCAGGUGGCCAUCCUGCUGUUCAAGUCCGGCUGA
This is a messenger RNA of Solea senegalensis (Senegalese sole), 270 nucleotides long. Its product is annotated as dynein light chain 2, cytoplasmic-like. The transcript has a single exon. The record is from RefSeq and is a predicted model, not a curated record. Lineage: Eukaryota; Metazoa; Chordata; Actinopteri; Pleuronectiformes; Soleidae. Gene Ontology annotation, biological process: cilium assembly; microtubule-based process. Gene Ontology annotation, cellular component: cytoplasmic dynein complex. Gene Ontology annotation, molecular function: dynein light intermediate chain binding; dynein intermediate chain binding. Bases 1 to 270 code for a protein of 89 amino acids.